UGAACUGGAUCGCUCGAGAACAUCAACGUCAUCUCGCAGGGCUGGCAGUCUUCAUGCGGUAGGACAAGCAUUUUGAAGACCACUUCGAGGAAAGUGAGGACGCGAAAGCGUAUGGCAGUUGUAAUUUCGACGAAGCACGCAAUCUUGAUCGAUAACCAGCUCGAACGUGGGAAUGGGGAUGUCACAAAAAGUAUAAAUAAGAGGCGUCGAUCCUAUAGACGAUGCUCUCUUUCUAUUCUUCACCAGCGGCAACAACGCAAUCGAUAUAACCAGCUUCUCUACAACCCUCUUCUCAACCUCAGCACCUUAGCUUCGACUCAUCUUCAACAUGAAGGCCUCACUUUUCACUCUCUUCGCUGUUGGCGGCUUCAUUGCCACUAGCAUCGCUAACCCCAUCAAUGACGAAACUAACGUUGAAAAGCGUCAGGAUAUUGACGCUAUCGAGACAAGUCUAGAGUCCCUUUACACUCAGAUCCAGGAGCAGACUGCGAAGAUCAACUCGACCCUGACCCCCGUGGCUGAUGGCGCCCCUGAGGCUGACGCUUCGGCUGCCGCCGAGUCCAUCGCUCCUCAGCUUGACGCUAUCGCAGAUCUUCUUGACAAAUCUUCCACCAUCGCUAAGCGCGCUAUUGUUGAGGCCCGGUUCUUCAAGGAGGACAUUUUCAAGACCGUUUCCCUCAUCCUAUUCGAGCUCCUCGGUACCGUGAAGUUUAUCCUCAUCAAGCUUGGUCUCGGUAAGAUAAUCCCGCUGCUACGUCUUCACGUGUGAAACUAACGGAUAACAUCAGGUCCCGUUUUGAUCCACCUUGUUCCUCUCAUUCUAGCUCUCGUCAAGCUCGUCAAGGCCCUCGACAAGGUGGUUGACGGCCUACUGAUUGCAGUCAAGUUCAUCGUUGAUGACCUUCUUAAGGCUGUCGGUCUUGGUCUCCUGGGUCUUCUCCCCUAAAUGACUUACGCAUGGCCUUUAGCAGAAACAUUCACUUGACCGAGAUAGAGAAGUGGGCCACUGUUUUCCAAUGGUUGCUGUCGCUGGCGUCGAUAUACACGUUUGGCGUCUUGGGUGAUUGUGGUCUUUUCGUCGAAAUUACAUUCUCUCAAGGGGCAAUUGGCACAGACAUAGACAAGAACUCCUCGGUAGACCUAGAGUUACUGAGCACAAGUGCUUACUUGAUGAGCCAUGAGUAAUAAAAAUGUUGUCUU
Messenger RNA from Daldinia loculata, 1200 nucleotides. RefSeq lists its product as uncharacterized. Bases 329 to 769 code for a protein of 146 amino acids. The transcript has 2 exons. NCBI's taxonomy places the organism in Eukaryota, Fungi, Ascomycota, Sordariomycetes, Xylariales, Hypoxylaceae. The record is from RefSeq and is a predicted model, not a curated record.